ACUCGCUUCUGCUCCUAAAAGGACGACCUAUUUACUACUAUUUAACAGAUUUUACCCGAAAGCAAGACAUUUUACUCGUAAAGGUCGUGUAAAAAUCGCAGAGAGGGGUGAAGGUGAAGGUUCGAGACACCAGCCCAAACUGAACCCAGCCCACAGUGUCAAACAUCAGACAGACGACAGCCCUGCACACAAAAGCUAUGGAUCGUUCACCCACCACCGCCAGCCUGAUGGCCGCCAGCAACGUCACCAACAAGACCGACCCCCGCUCCCUUAACUCACGGGUGUUCAUCGGCAACCUCAACACCCUGCUGGUCACCAAGGCGGACGUAGAGGCCAUCUUCUCCAAGUACGGAAAAAUCGUGGGCUGCUCCAUCCACAAGGGCUACGCCUUCGUUCAGUUCGCCAAUGAGAGGAACGCCCGAUCUGCUGUCACCGGGGAGGAUGGGCGGAUGAUUGUCGGACAAGUACUUGACAUCAACCUUGCUGGAGAACCCAAACCACACCGGUCAAAAACAACCAAACGCUCAGCUGGAGACAUGUACAGCAGCAGUUCCUCGUUUGACCUCGACUACGACUUCCAGAGAGAUUAUUACAACAGAAUGUACUCGUACCCGUCCCGCGUCCCCGCUCCCCCUCCCCCCUUGUCGCGGGCCGUGAUCCCGUCCAAGCGUCCACGGGUCAGCCUCAGCAGCGGAGGAAGCAGCCGGCGAACCAAGAGCAGCUUCUCUUCUUCCUCUAAGGCCAGUCAGAGGACUUCAUCGUCCAGAACGAUGAAAGUAGACGAGCUGCAGACCAUCAAGCGGGAGUUGACUCAGAUUAAAAGUAAAGUGGACGAUCUGCUGGAGAGUCUGGAGCGAAUGGAGAAGGACCACUGCAAGAAGUCAGUAAAGAAAACAGAGCCGGGUGAGGUGACAUCGCCACCACACACAAGCAACAAGAAGGACGACGGAAUAAAGAGGGAGCGGGACUGCCAGGAGAUGAAUGACUCAGAUGAGGACGACGACGAUGAAGAUGAAGAGGAGGGAGACCUGCUGGAGGAGGACGAGGUGAAGAGUCAAGAGCGGGAGGACGACGACGAAGAAGAGGAGGAAGAGGAGGAAGGCGAGCACGUGGAAGGAGACGACGAUGCUGACAGUGUCAACGGCGAAGAGGACUCGUAGGCGCGGUUGACACAAGACGCAUGCAGCGUACAUACAGCUUCCAGUAGGAACUCGGACUCCUGUUUUAACACUCAUAAUGUAGAUACGAAAAGGCAAACACACGUGCAAACACACACACACAAGCAUGGUGCACACACUCUGUCGUUUCAUUGUUCCUCAAGCCGUUUCUUUUCUUUCUGGGUUUUUCUUUCUUUCUUUUAUUUUGUAAUUUUUCUGGCCAGUUGUCCUGUAUCACUGUAAAAGGAAUAACUAGCUGUAGGUUUCGGUUUGUGUUUUUACUGCGUCGUUACUUGUCUUCAGAAGAAGGCAAAAAAAAAACAUGGACUAAUAAUGUUCGCAGAGACAACAGCUCGACGGACAUGUCUUAAUGCGAGGACAGAAAUUCAACUACAGAAGUACUUUUUUUUUUUUUUUUGUUAGGGUUAGACGUGUUUGUUUUCCUCAUUGGUAAGUUUGUUUGACCGUGUGUGUCCUGUAUGUUGAUGUCAGUUUUUUAUACUAUUCAGUUUAAGUUUCAUUGUAAAGGAAUAAAUUGCAAUAAAAUAUUAAA
Scomber scombrus (Atlantic mackerel) is the source of this 1710-nucleotide messenger RNA. RefSeq names its product heterogeneous nuclear ribonucleoprotein C-like. Lineage: Eukaryota; Metazoa; Chordata; Actinopteri; Scombriformes; Scombridae. Gene Ontology annotation, cellular component: nucleus. Gene Ontology annotation, molecular function: RNA binding. Bases 198 to 1160 code for a protein of 320 amino acids. The record is from RefSeq and is a predicted model, not a curated record. The transcript has 9 exons.